Messenger RNA from Volvox carteri f. nagariensis, 1203 nucleotides. RefSeq lists its product as uncharacterized. Lineage: Eukaryota; Viridiplantae; Chlorophyta; Chlorophyceae; Chlamydomonadales; Volvocaceae. Bases 1 to 1203 code for a protein of 400 amino acids. The record is from RefSeq and is a predicted model, not a curated record. The transcript is spliced from 6 exons.
AUGGAACAAGACUUUCCCGGAAGUAUUGAACUCCGGUGUGCUUUAGGGGAAUCCUAUGAUCAGCAGAGCCAAAACGUGAUACCGCUUAGUUUUGAGCUGGGAGGUAACAUGAUAUCAGCGAGCAUUUUCAAGAAGCAGAAUGCAACUUAUUACUUCAAGGGAAAGGGCAGCAGUGGUGGCAGGCGGGACGUCAGCACCAGCCUGGCGACCCUGCUCAACCCGAAUGCUACCACAGCCGACCGUGCUGUGGUGUGUGGGAUCAUGGAGCAGGAAAACUGCAAGGCCUUCAAGGAGCUGAAGUGUCAAUGUAUGUUCCCCACCCUGCUUCGAGGGCCUAUGGCCACACGACAUCAGCACAGGAAGCUUCACCUGCUGGACAAGGAGGACAAUGGGGUGCUUCCAAUUGGGAGCAUGCACGGGCUGGCCUACACAGACCUGAUCACCAGGUUCAUCUGCUACAUGCUCCUGACUACCGAGUACAAUGGAGACCUGCCCUUUUCUGGGGCACCGACACCAGACGGGGAGUUGGUGGUGAUGGUGUGGAUGUGGCUAGACCUGGUGUCCGUGGGUGCACAUGAGGCCGCACUCUCUGCCCACACAGACCUGCUGACCAGCCAGGUUGUGCAGGGUUGCCAGAGGAGCAAGGCCCCCUGGCUCGUUCCGGGCAUUGGGCAGGUGGCACCCGACCAGAAGUACCUGCUGCAGCAUCUCUGGAGCAGUGUCCGCAUGAAUCUGACACAUGCCAAGGGGAACCAACACGGAGAAAAGAAGGGGGUCAACCAUAGCACUAAGGACGGUCAGGACAGGAAUGCAAUGAUGCAGAAGCUCGCCAUGAAGGUGAACGUGGCAUCCAAGAUGCUAACCAGCCUUUCUGUUGUGGGUGGGAGUGAGGGUGCUGGCGCCAGUCUGUCGGACCUGCGUGGGCUCCAGGCACUUUACAUGCAGAAAUGGUCAGACACUGGGGCAGCAGUGACCACAGCGGCCGCCGGGACAGCUCAGGGUGGUGUGGCAGCAGCUACAGGCAAUUACCCCAUCGACACCCUGGCCAACAUGGCUGGCGUGACAAGCCAGUGUGCAAGCAGCCUGCUGACCCUCAAGGACCGCCAAAGCCUGUACCUGACUUAUACUGACAAGCUGUCUGCCUUUGGCAGCCACGCCUCUCCAGUUGUGCCAAUCGGCCUGUUUAUGGCCAUGGGUGCAUAA